This is a messenger RNA of Australozyma saopauloensis, 663 nucleotides long. RefSeq lists its product as uncharacterized. The record is from RefSeq and is a predicted model, not a curated record. The transcript has a single exon. The coding region runs from base 1 to 663 and encodes 220 amino acids. NCBI's taxonomy places the organism in Eukaryota, Fungi, Ascomycota, Pichiomycetes, Serinales, Metschnikowiaceae.
AUGAGAUUCCCAAAUAAAUUGCAUACGUUUGUACUUGAACUCAAGUAUUUCUGUAUGAAUCUCCACUCUCACUUCCCGAAGACCUGCUUCUUCAUCAUCAGCAUUACCAUCAGCGUUUUCUUGUGGGCGCACAUGUUGAAAAGGCCGUGGGCGCACAUGUUGAAAAGGCCGUGGGCGCAUAUGUUGAAAAGGCCGUGGCCACUCCGGAGCUACUGCUGCAGGCUGCCUUGCAUUGGCGUUCCCUUGGUAGGCGUCUCCUUGAACGUUCUGCCUUGCAUCAGCAUUCCAUUGACCGCCAUUCCCUUGACCGCCAUUCCAUCGACCGCCAUUCCCUUGACCGCCAUUCCAUCGACCGCCAUUCCCUUGACCGCCAUUCCAUCGACCGCCAUUCCCUUGACCGCCAUUCCAUCGACCGCCAUUCCCUUGACCGCCAUUCCAUCGACCGCCAUUCCCUUGACCGCCAUUCCAUCGACCGCCAUUCCCUUGACCGCCAUGGCCUUGACCGCCAUUCCAUCGACCGCCAUGGCCUUGACCGUCAUUCCCUUGACCGUCAUUCCCUUGACCGCCAUUCCCUUGACCGCCAUUCCCUUGACCGGCGUUUCCUCGAGCGUCCUGCCUUUCUGGGGCAUACUCUUGAGCGACGAAUGGUGGCAAGUCUUGUAA